Messenger RNA from Sclerotinia trifoliorum, 4301 nucleotides. Lineage: Eukaryota; Fungi; Ascomycota; Leotiomycetes; Helotiales; Sclerotiniaceae. The record is from the annotation of a GenBank genome assembly.
ACGAUUGGACAUUACCGUCGAGAGGUCCCCGCACCCCGACCCCCAACUCCACCACAUCACAUCACAUUUUUCAGUCCCAACUGAACCCAGUCCUCUCUACAGAUCCAAAUCCACCAAAAUUCAAAACUACUCGAACCACUUGUCACAUUUCAAGUUGGGGAGCUUGUGAAGACUUACUAGAUCACUUCACCAGGAGUCUUGUUAGGUUUAUCUUUUUUUUUUCCUUUACCUCAAGUUUCAUCUUGGAGCAACAAUUUUAAUCCCCUACUUUUGUUGUUUGCUAAGUGUCUAUCAUUGCACUCAGGUGAAUCGGUAGUUAGUUAUUAUGUCUAUCGUCGAGCGAUUCAAACGAGUUAUCUGCUCAAUCAAUGCUUGCUUUUGUGCUCAUUCUGAUCCCCUCGAUACAUCGAGCCCUAGACUUGUAUCUAUCGAGAAAAAUAGCGGAUUUUUGAAACGGAGCGAUAAUGAAGCAGCUGGCAAAAGUGCACCAAAAUCUGGGCACGAUGAUCUGGCUUCUUCAAUAACAGAGCCUUCAACUACCAUCUCAGAACAAUCCCACGUCUCACGGAAAAGUGACUUCUGGCUACAAGCUUCAGAAAAGCUGCGGACUAAGGAUCCGAAACUGGUAAGCAAUGACAUUGUCCUCGUCCGAAUCUACUUCGUUUCGAAUAUCACUUUCGUCCAACUAACUUCGCUACAUUUAGUUUGAACGCUACUCACUUAUAAUAUGCCGUGAAGAGGCCAAGAGCGACGAUAUUGACUUGAACAAGGCUCCGAAAAUCUUAGCGGACACGGCGACGCUUCUAGAAGUCUGCAAGACCAGUCUAGAAUCCAUGAAUUCCACAAGUAGCAGGGCGGGCAGGGUUCUUGGGGAGACAGUCAGGAUCGUGGGAUUAGCUAAAGAUUUCGUGGGAUCUGCCGUCAGUACAGAACCACAUGCGGCCAUUGCUUGGGCAGGUGUUUGUCUUUUCCUUCCGGUAUGUUGUGUCAUAAUCCACGCCUGAUUUUCAGAUUCUUUUGUUCUCCCUUUCAUAAUCUUCAAAGCUUAUAUAGAGUCUGCUAACAAGAAUUGAGCUCCUUCUCAAUCCUUCCCAGCAAGACAAUGCUCGUCGUAAAGGUCUCGAAGAAUUACCUUUCCUCAUACAAAAGUAUAGCCUCGUCGAGAGAAUUUGCACAAGUAAAAUUUCAAAUCCGAAGUUGGCGAGCACACAACAUACAUUAUCAAACGCAAUCGUUGAACUUUAUACCCAAAUACUCAUUUUCCAGGCUGAAGCUAUUUGUCAAUCAGAUAUGUCGAAGGUCAAAGGUUAUUUCCGGAAAGUUUUCCAAGUAGAUGAUUGGGAAAAUAUGCACCGCGAUAUCUUAAGAAUAGAAGGCCGAUGCUGGGGUUUAGCUCAAGCUAUCGACGGCGAUUGUUGUAGUAAGCUAUUAGAGGACUUCGAUAUCAAAUUGGCAGAGUUAUACAACACGGGGUGAGUUUUUGUAGCCACCGUCAGAGAAUUUGGAUGCGCUGACGGAUAUUUAGUUACGAGUUCCUUAAAGUCUCAAAGCAAACCUAUGAGGCUAUUGCCAAUCUUGCACAAGAAUCGGAACAACGCGAAAGAACCAUAGAAGAAAUGGAAUGUUUGCAAGCCUUUCGUUCGGGAAAACCUAUAUGAGGAACAAAAGAAUAUUAAUCCUGAUCGAGUACUUGGCACAUGCAAUUGGCUAUUGAAAGAUUCAACUUUCAUUGAUUGGCAACAAGGGCGAGGACCGGGUUUACUCUGGAUUUCUGCAGAUCCAGGAUGCGGAAAAUCAGUCUUGUCCAAAGCCUUUGUUAAUGAUAGACUGGUGGCAGUGACCCAGAGUACUGUUAUUUGUUAUUUUUUCUUCAAGGAUGUCUCUGUAUAUCAACGGAGUCCGACCAAGGCCAUUGCAGCAUUACUCCAUCAAAUAUUUUCAUCUAAGACCACCGAGCAUCUCUUAAAGCAUGCUAUGGAGGUCUGGAAAAAUAACGGCAGAGAGCUCUGCAAUAUAGCUGACAGCAUGUGGGCUAUUCUUGGAGCUAUUGCUGCCGAUCCAACUGCGGGAGAUAUUGUUUGUGUCAUCGAUGCUCUGGACGAAUGCGACGAUGUACUUCGGAAUUACUUCGUUAGAAAAUUGACUAGACUAGUGUCUGGGAAGACGCAGUGCCAUGUUAGAUUUGUAGUUACGAGUCGGCCCUACCACGAAAUACAAGAUAUAUUUGGGGAGCUUCAAAUUGACUCCAAGUCAUCUUUCCUCCGAAUUUUAGGCGAAGAAGAAUCUGAGGCUAUAUCAAAUGAUAUAGAGAUGGUCAUAGAACACAAAGUUUUUAGACUAUCCAAAUUGAAUGAUAGUGCUAAGCAAUCUCUUAUCAGCCGGCUACGAAAAAUGGAGAAUAAAACCUAUUUGUGGCUCUACCUAAUUUGGGGAACCAUCGCAACUGAAGCAAGUAUCACUGGUCGUCAGGAAAAUCUCUUUAAAGUUCUUGACAAACUACCUGACAGUGUGGGAGACGCGUAAGUUUCAUACACGGCCUCACGUUGUAGAUAUCAUGGUAGCUAAUCUCAUCCUAGAUAUGAGGCGAUACUGAAUAAAAGUCCUGAUAGGUCAAGGACCGAGAAACUACUCCAUAUCGUUGUCGGAGCAGAGCGCCCUCUAACUACCGAGGAAAUAAAUGUCGUGAUGCACAUCAACGUGGAUUAUACUGGAACACAAGCAUUUAGGCAUAUUCCGCUGGAGGACGCUGAUGCGUACCCUGCAAUUCUCCGUAGUCUUUGCGGACUCUUCAUACGCAUCGAGGGGGGAAAAGUGUAUCUCAUACAUCAGACAGCCAAAGAAUUUCUGGUCGAAACACAGUCCGAAAAGAGAAAAGAAAAUUUUUGGAAGCACUGUCUGCAACCAGGUACAUCUCACAGAAUUCUAGCUGAAGCAUGCAUUUCCUAUCUAUUUCUUGACGAUUUCGACAAUGAUGUUAAUAAGAGCUAUUGGUUUAUGAUAUGUCUGGAGUCAAUUAGAGCCAACAGAUUAGGCUGUUUUUUAGAUUAUUCUGCAUCUUUAUGGACUGUGCACUACCAAUGUGCAGCGCCUUUCGUCGUUCCUGCCGCCGUUGUCGACUUUUGUUCACCCUCGAACCGCCGCAGUUUUUGGCUCCACAUGAAUACGAUUCAGCCAGACAUUGAUGAUACUGCCAAUACCUUGAAAUUACUCUUAUCGAAAAUGGAGACGCUACCUUGUGAGUUUGUAAAAACCCACUUAGCCGAAUACGCGAGUCUUUCGUCCGAUAAGGUUGAGAUUGUGGGGCUAAUAUUGAAUCAUCCUCGUCACCCUGGGCCCAUACUUGAUGGAAAGCAGUCGCCAGUAGUAUUCGCAGCAUUAAAUGCCAACAUGAAAUGCAUGGAACUUUUAAUGAAUGAGCCUCAUGACAUUAACAAGUGCAAGGCAGUAGUCACUAACUGGGAUAAAAUUGAUAAGGCGAGGAGGUUUGCGGUAGAACAGAGGAGGCUUGCGGUAAAACAGGAGACGUUUACGCUAAGGAAUGGGAUGCUGAGCGUUGAUAGGUUGCGGGCUGAAGACUCAAACUCAGAUUCAGAUUCAGAUUUAAACGAAAACGAAAACGAGUUCUCACACCUCAUAGACGUUGAAAUAGAUGCAUUGUCUGGAGGAAUAAUUUCCGCAAAUGAAAAGAUUGUUGAACGUUUGAUUAUCGACGGAGCCGAUAUCAAUAUGAUUACAGAGCUUGGAACGCCUCUGUUCGUUGCAGCGGCGCUCUCUAGCAAAACAGUGGUUCAACAACUAAUUGAUAAAGGAGCUCAAAUUACCUCAUUUGAUGAUGAAGGGAUAGAGCAGCCCUCGCCUCUGGUUAUUGCUGCUGCCAGGGGAGAUAUUGAAAUCGUGAAAGUGUUGUUGAAGGCCGGUGCAAGGAUCGAUGAGGGGUUCGCAAUUGCCCAUUCUAUCAUUGCUUGCAAAGGGGUUAUUAAGCCGGGGUUUUAUCCUUCUGCUAUUGAAGCUGCGAAGAUGGGGCGCCAUCGGAGAAUGGUCAGAUUUCUGCAGGAAUAUAAAGCUAAGAAUGGCACCGCAGAGAUGGAGGGGGUUGGCAAUGUCAUGAAGCCGGGCAAAAUUUAAAGAGUUGGUAGAUGAUUGAUUGUGUGUAUUAAGUAUAUUUGUAACGAUCUGGUCGAGGCAGCGGCUGCCUGAGGUUCGUAUAAUUGGUAGUUGUAGGUUAAGGCUAUUAAUCACUAGUUAUUCACUUGAAAGUGAAUUCGUUAUUAGAUCAAGUAGAAUAUAGAUAAACUAAUUGA